AAUUUAUUGAGACGCCGGCGCGGCUGUAUAUCCAAAAUGGCACAAACGCAAUUAACUCUCCUGCCGGCGGACAUCAUGGAGUCCCAAUUAUCUACAGUUGACCUCCUCACGGCCAUGUUCCCAUCUCCAGGAGAGCUUGAUAUUCCAGAAUCCACAACUCAAUGCAUUGAAAAACUACGAGAUUGGUGCCAAGAUCCAGCCUCGGAGCCUACAGGAAUCCCAACAAGUCUAUUGCUCGCUGUGUGUUUACCAAUUGCAGAUGGUGAGAAGAGGAUCCAAGUCAACAUCUCAAUUCCAUUGCAAUGCGAGGAUCCGGCGAUUGACCAGCCACCACCAAUAAAUUACUCGCUACGACAACCAGAAUGGAUGUCCAAAGCCGAGGUUGCUGGAUUAGUUGCCGUAAUGCCUCAGGAUGACCUAUUCGGUGCAUUCGAAUACAUCCAAGAAGAAGCCCUCCGCUUUUUUGAAACCCAGCAGCAAGCUUUGGCCUCCGAGACCGAGACCAUCACGAAUAAAAGUGGGCCAAUCGUAAGAGUAUGGUUCUAUUUCCCUUCCCUAUCAACUCGAGAAAAGAGGGAUGAUAUGGUCAACAACGCACCUGCCUAUUCUCUCACGGGGUUUGUGUUGGCGGGCAAGCCGGGCGUGUUGUGUCUGGAGGGUACGUCGGUGGAUAUUGAUGCUUAUAUGAGUUUUAUCAAGACACACUCGUGGGGGGAUAUCCCCAGUCAUCAGAAAAAGGUCAGCGAGAGGUUUCGCGAGACUGAUGUUCAGAGGGUAUUCACAAUGAUGAAGGAGAUUACGGAUUCUCUAGGUGAACGAGGUGGGAAGAGGGCCAAUAGGGGUGAUAUGCAGGCAUUGGAGGCAUGGUUACAUGAUAGAGGGUUGCGAGACGCAUUUGAGAAUGUGAUAUUCUAAGUGCGCGAGUCUUGAUGGAUAUAUCGUUCUGCUGUAAUUGGUAGAUAGUACUAAUUCUGUAUAGAAAACACAACGGUACAAGUCCCUUUCUUUGACGCUGCCUUCUGGCAUAAAAUGCUGCCUUUCCAAAUUUCAAGCAGCAUAAGAAAAGG
Messenger RNA from Aspergillus ruber CBS 135680, 1067 nucleotides. Its product is annotated as DUF1115 domain protein. NCBI's taxonomy places the organism in Eukaryota, Fungi, Ascomycota, Eurotiomycetes, Eurotiales, Aspergillaceae. The transcript has a single exon. Bases 37 to 915 code for a protein of 292 amino acids. The record is from RefSeq and is a predicted model, not a curated record.